CCCAGCUCUAUCACGCCUUCAACAAUUUUGUUUGUCAUUCCGCUCGGCAGAAAUAAAACUUAAGUUAUUCUCGUGAAUUUAGUGGAAAUAAAGAGAACAAACAAUGGAUUUGGAUAAUGCACGCGAUCUGCCACGUCCUGGCUUCAAUUUCGAUAACUGCAAGCGCAAUGCGACUCUCUUGAAGGGGGGCUUCAAGCCACCGACCACCACCAAAACCGGCACCACCAUCGUUGGCAUUAUCUUCAAGGAUGGCGUUAUCCUGGGCGCCGAUACGCGUGCCACCGAGGGACCCAUCGUCUCGGACAAGAACUGCGCCAAGAUCCAUUACCUGGCCAAGAACAUAUACUGCUGUGGAGCUGGAACUGCUGCGGACACCGAGAUGACCACGGAUCUGAUCUCCUCCCAGCUGGAGCUGCAUCGCCUGCAAACUGAGCGCGAGGUGCGUGUGGUGGCCGCCAACACGAUGCUGAAGCAGAUGCUCUUCCGCUACCAGGGUCACAUCAGUGCCGCCUUGGUGCUCGGUGGAGUGGAUAAGACCGGACCACACAUCUACUCCAUUCACCCACACGGCAGCUCGGAUAAAUUGCCAUAUGCCACCAUGGGUUCGGGUUCCCUGGCCGCCAUGACCGUGUUCGAGAGUCGCUGGAAGCCCGACAUGUCCGAGGAGGAAGGCAAGAAGCUGGUACGCGAUGCCAUCGCCUCUGGAAUUUUCAACGAUCUGGGCUCAGGGUCCAAUGUCGAUUUGUGUGUGAUCCGCAAGGGCAGCGUCGAGUAUCUGCGCAACUACGAGCUGGCCAACAAGAAGGGCGAACGCCAGUUGGACUACCGCUUCAAGAAGGGAACCUCAUCCGUGCUGCACACCACCGUCAAGGAUCUGCUCAUCACCGAACGCGUCCAGGUGGUGCCAAUGGAGACUUCUUAAAGUGAUUCCCUUUUCUACCUUUUCGUACAUUUAUUAUCUUAGAGCUUUGGCUGGAUCUACUUGGAGUGGUUCAAUAAAGGAAGCCACGCUUCAACUCAA
Drosophila takahashii is the source of this 1021-nucleotide messenger RNA. RefSeq names its product Proteasome beta2 subunit (gene Prosbeta2). Gene Ontology annotation, cellular component: proteasome core complex. The record is from RefSeq and is a predicted model, not a curated record. Lineage: Eukaryota; Metazoa; Arthropoda; Insecta; Diptera; Drosophilidae. Gene Ontology annotation, molecular function: threonine-type endopeptidase activity.